AACUUACUAAGUUGUGUUUAGGGACAUAGUACACAGUGGGAGUGUGUUGCGUUUAGGGAUAAUGGUGUAAGGAUUUGGUUUAUGAUGUUUUUUGAUGUCGACAUUUCUCGUCAGUGGACUUUCUUGUAGAGAGGGGACGGCCAGCUUGCAAACGCAGUAGUGAGAGCUGGAUCCUCCUUCCCAAUUCCAAAUGUUUAUUUUGUGUUGAAGUCAUGAAUAACGUCAACAUCACCCGAGAUAUCCUGCACAGGCAGAUCCAGGAGAAGAGAGUGUCAGGCUUUCAGAGGUCCUAUCAUGUGACCGACCCCUUCAUCAAGAGACUUGGCCUGGAGGCUGAGCUUCAGGGACACACAGGCUGCGUGAACUGUUUGGAAUGGAAUGAACAUGGAGAUCUACUGGCCUCAGGCUCGGAUGAUCAACAUGCGAUCAUCUGGGAUCCAUUCAGACUCAAAAAGCUUACUACUAUGCACACAGGCCAUGCAGCAAACAUAUUCUCUGUUAAGUUCCUCCCGCACUCAGGAGACAGAAUUUUGGUAACUGGUGCUGCGGACACUAAGGUCCACGUGCAUGACCUGACAGCGAAGGAAACCAUCCAUAUGUUUUCUGAUCAUACCAACAGGGUCAAACGCAUCGCAACCGCGCCCAUGUGGCCCAACACCUUCUGGAGCGCUGCAGAGGAUGGCAUCAUCAGACAGUACGAUUUGCGGGAGAGCAGUAAACGCUCUGAGGUGCUGAUUGACCUAACAAAGUUCUGUGGGCGCUUUGUGGAGGCCAAAUGUUUGGCUGUCAAUCCACGGGACAACAACUACAUGGCCGUUGGGGCCAACGGUCCCUUUGUACGUCUCUAUGACAUUCGGAUGAUUCAAAACUGUAGAAAAUCACUAAACCGAUGGAAGCAAUCUGCUGUGCGCACGUUCCUUGAAAAUCAGAGGCCCAUCCCGGACAAUGCUGUGCAGUAUUACGUUGCAGGUCACCUGCCGGAGAAACUGAUGCACUACAAUAACCGCUUGAGGGUCUUGGUGGUCACUUAUGUCACGUUUAGUCCAGAUGGAACUGAGCUACUUGUCAACAUGGGCGGGGAACAGGUUUAUCUGUUUGACUUGACGUGUAAACAAACACCAUACACAUUGCUGCUUCCAGAAACGUGCCAACCAUCAACAGGAGAUGUGCAGAAUGGGAAGACAACCAACGGUGUCCAUAAUAGCAAGAUACAACUUAGCUGUUGCAGCUUCUCUGAUCUUCCUCCACAUUUGGAAAAGAUCAAACAACAAGCAAAUGAUGCGUUUGCACGGCAGCAUUGGACGCAGGCCAUCCAACUGUAUAGUUUAGGAAUUAAUCAUUCCAGCUGCAACGCCAUUCUCUACGGAAACCGGGCUGCAGCCUACAUGAAGCGGAAAUGGGAUGGAGACCACUAUGACGCACUCAAGGAUUGUUUGAAGGCACUGACGCUAAACCCGGAUCAUCUGAAGGCUCAUUUCAGACUUGCACGGUGUCUAUUUGAGCUCAAGUAUGUGUCUAAAGCACUGAAAUGCCUCAACGAUUUCAAAGAAAAAUUUCCAGAGCAAGCCCACAGCACUGCGUGUGAUGCUUUGGAUAAGGAUAUCAAGGCCUUCUCAAACACAAAAUCAGCAGAAGAUGAUUCCAACAGCUCCCUCCGAUUCCAUUCAAUUAGUCAGUUGGACCCCAUCCCCAUGGAUGAGUUUGUUUUUCGAGAGCAAAGCUUGGACUAUAAGCACAGAUACUGUGGUCACUGCAACACCACCACGGAUAUAAAAGAAGCCAACUUCUUUGGAAGCAAAGGCCAGUACAUCGUCAGCGGGUCAGACGAUGGCUCGUUCUUUAUCUGGGAAAAGGAGACAACAAAUCUGGUGCGUAUCAUGCAAGGGGACGAGUCCAUAGUCAACUGUUUGCAGCCUCACCCGACCUGCUGCUUCCUGGCCUCGAGUGGUAUUGACCCUGUGGUCCGAUUAUGGAACCCUAGACCAGAGACCGAGAGCGAAAAUGGCCGAGUGGUAGAGGACAUGGAAGGUGCAGCUCAGGCCAACCAGCGGCGAAUGAACGCGGAUCCACUGGAGGUUAUGCUGCUCAACAUGGGCUAUCGUACCGCAGGAUUGCGUGGCGUAGGCCCAGAUGGUUCUGAUGAUGAGGACACCUCAGAUGGACAAAUGCAAUGUAGACCAAGCUAAAACGAGCUGAUGGCCAUUCUGUAGAAUGGAAGUAGUAAGCAAAGCGCUGUGCCCCGUUUGUUUGAGCCCCAAUUUGCCCUCCUUUCUAUCACACUGUAGCCUCUCAACUCACUCUGUGUUGCCAGGCAGACACCUCGCACAUCUCCCCCAGUUUGUCACACAGAUGGGCAAGUUCUGCACUGCUCCCUGAGGUUUAUGUUGGGUGUCAGAGGAGAGGUGCCCACUUACCUAUUUUGAACAUUUAAAAAAAUAUCCUGCCGACAAGAAAAACUGGUUGCAACUUUGAACAAACCUUGUAGCAAACAGUAUGAAAAACAGUUCUUGACCAAAAAUAUAAAACAAUAAAAUCAACAGUAAGUGCAUUGGUAACUGGGCCUUGAAAAAAAUGUCAAUCCAUACAAUCAUAAACCGAGAACCUCCCUUCCAAAGUUUUUGAUGGUUUUUUUUUUUUGUCCAAGAAGUGUAGCUUUUCCUUCUUGUCUCCGUCACUCAUUAAUUCAUUCCUUUGUUUCCUGAUAGACCGAGAGCGAAAAUGGCCGAGUGGUAGAGGACAUGGAAGGUGCAGCUCAGGCCAACCAGCGGCGAAUGAACGCGGAUCCACUGGAGGUUAUGCUGCUCAACAUGGGCUAUCGUACCGCAGGAUUGCGUGGCGUAGGCCCAGAUGGUUCUGAUGAUGAGGACAGCUCAGAUGGACAAGUGCAAUGUAGACCAAGCUAAGGCGAGCUGAUGGCCAUUCUGUAGAAAUGGAAGUAGUAAGCAAAGCUCUGUGCCCGUUUCUGAUUGAGCCCUAAUUUGCCCUCGUUUCUAUUACACGAUAGCCUCUCUCAACUUAAUCUGUGUUGCCACGCAGACACCUCGCACAUCUCCCCCAGUUUGUCACACAGAUGGGCAAGUUCUGCACUUCUCCCUCAGGUUUAUGUUGGGUGUCAAAGGAGAGGUGCCCAAUUACCUAUUUUCAGGUUACUGUGGCCCUGCAGCGGCACUGACCUUGUUGGAGGAUCAUGUCACAGUUGAAGGGUGCACACAUCUCAGAAAGGACGUACAAUCGGCUUGUUGCCUAGAGUCUUGACUUUUCAAUUGGAGUUCUCGAAGCCUGCAAUGAAAUGUCAUUCUUCAUCUAAUGAAAGUUGCAUGUCGCAAGGAUAUGGAUGAGCUUUGUUUGGUUAACAAGCUUGUAAGAAUUGUCUUCUGCCAAAGUUUUCCCUCCAUCAGUCAAAUGGCCAAGGAUUUGUGUUUGUUUAAUCCCAAAAAUGGGACGUUUCAUAUAAUUCAUUCAGCCAGAGACAGUUCAUUUAGACAAUUAAGUAGGUUAAUUGAACCUACUUAGUUAAUUUUCCAUUUGAAGUCCUCUUGAUUUCAAAUGCAAUUUAGUGUGAAAAUAUUUUUUGUUUGUUGAAAGUGGACACAUGCUUUGAGGCUGUGAUGAGUAUGCACCAAGUAUUUGAUAACAACUGCUGCGUGUCGCUAGCUCUCAUCCUUGGCUACUCUACACUUCGAUGCUCUAAAGUGAAUAAAUGUUAACAUAUGCAAAAGUAGGCUUACAUGUGUUUUACUUUGUUCAUCGAGUUCACCUAUUUCUUUUUGAGUCAUUAUGAUACUGUUUGCUGGAAUCACAGACACAAACUUUAAAUAAUAAAAUAACAGAAAUCUU
Hippocampus comes (tiger tail seahorse) is the source of this 3837-nucleotide messenger RNA. It is a transcript of the gene wdtc1, whose product is annotated as WD and tetratricopeptide repeats 1. The transcript has 16 exons. Gene Ontology annotation, molecular function: protein binding. The record is from RefSeq and is a predicted model, not a curated record. The coding region runs from base 213 to 2186 and encodes 657 amino acids. Gene Ontology annotation, cellular component: cytoplasm; Cul4-RING E3 ubiquitin ligase complex. Gene Ontology annotation, biological process: negative regulation of fatty acid biosynthetic process. NCBI's taxonomy places the organism in Eukaryota, Metazoa, Chordata, Actinopteri, Syngnathiformes, Syngnathidae.